This is a messenger RNA of Pipistrellus kuhlii (Kuhl's pipistrelle), 1239 nucleotides long. RefSeq names its product sialic acid-binding Ig-like lectin 10. The transcript has 6 exons. Gene Ontology annotation, cellular component: plasma membrane. NCBI's taxonomy places the organism in Eukaryota, Metazoa, Chordata, Mammalia, Chiroptera, Vespertilionidae. The record is from RefSeq and is a predicted model, not a curated record. Bases 1 to 1239 code for a protein of 412 amino acids. Gene Ontology annotation, molecular function: sialic acid binding. Gene Ontology annotation, biological process: cell adhesion.
AUGGCACUGCUGCGGUUAUGGUUGGGGUUACUGUCUCAUGCCGUGAUGGGAGUCACGAAGACACCAGUGGAAGAGAACUUGUGCACCACGGUCCCUUGCAGAUUAGCAUUUCCCAAAGGAACUCUGGGAAAUUCCAUGAUCGUGGGCUACUGGCUCAACAAAAAUGUCAGCGCCCCUGUAGCCACCAAUAAGUCCAAUGUUAUCAUCGACGGUCACAGCAACGGGAGAGUCCACAUUCUUUGGAACCUUGAGGAGCGAGACUGUACCCUGCUGACCCACAGUGUGCUCAACAGGAACAACAGGACAUACUUGUCCACUGCAGACCUUCAAGAGCAAAAGACUGCCUUCCUGAGGGAGAACAUCACACUCUUCCUGUCAGACAUUCCUGCGGCCAGAGCGCCUGUGACCUUGACCUGCACCUUCGGAAGCUCCUGCCUGGAAGCCAAAGCCCGUCUCCCCUCCUGGAAAGAGUCGGCCACGUCCCUCAGCACCGACAGCUCCGGAAACACCUCCACCUCCUCCUCCUCGGUGCUGCACUUCGCGCGGAAGCCCAAGGACCGCGGCGCCACCCUGCAGUGCCACCUGAGCUUCCCUCUCUCUAACUGGACCGCCCUCAGGUUCCCGGUGAUCACGCCCGCCAAGCUGUUGCACUACGCGUGCUCCUUGGAGAAGGUUCCGCAGUGCGUCUGCUCCUUCUACGGCAUCCCCACGCCCGUCGUGCAGUGGCUGAUGGGAGGCGUCCCCGUGACAAAGAAGAACAUGAGCGACACCUUCCGGGUGACCACCACCAUCACCGCCCCCUGGGCCAACAGCACCAUCACGUUCGCGGGGAAUCCCGAGGAAGUCCCCAGCCUCCGCUGUGAGGGGAGGAACAAGUACGGAAUCCAAGAGGCAAGCAUCUUCCUGGUACCAGAUGAGAGUUCGGUUCCCAUAUUGUUCGUGAAAGGGCUGAUCCAGGGCAUCGUGUAUGGAGUCAUUAUUCCAGCGCUAUUCUACUUCUUCCUUGUCCUCCUUCUAAUCAGGAUUCUUAAGUGGUGGGUGACGCGUCAGAUCCCCAAGGAGGAAGAGGCCCUGAUCCUCAAGAAGCCAGAGCUGCUGGAGGAGCCAGAGGCGCCCAAGGAGACCAAAGACGCAGCCUCGCCCAGCUGGGACGGAGAGACGCCCCCGGAGCGGCUGGAGCCCAGGCCGUCCACCAGCCAGGAGGCCGCCCUGCUGCCGCCCUCGGCGGGCGCGCUUUAA